AUGUUGUAUCAAGAGGAAGAAAUGGAUUAUGCAGCUGCUGAUUAUGAGAUGGGUGUAGUAGAAGAUGAUUUGUAUGAUGGUGGUCGAAUAAUGGGAGACACGGAAUCGAACGAGGCGGUUGAGGAUGAUCACGACAGUUUGGGGGAGAUAACUGAUGCUUCAGCUGCUGAAGCACGGAAAGGGAAGGAUAUCCAAGGAAUCCCAUGGAAGAAGCUGAGCAUAUCGCGGGAUAAGUAUAGACAGUCUAGAAUAGAACAGUAUAAGAACUAUGAGAAUGUACCCCAAUCUGGGGAAGUUUCAGAGAAGGAAUGCAAAGUAACACAGAAAGCUGACUCACCACAGCUGAAUGCUACAGACGGACAAUACUUUGCACUGUUGAGGAACCUAGUCUGGUCGACAUCAAAGCAUGAUGUUUAUUUAAUGUCACAUUUCUCUAUUAUCCAUUGGUCUUCACUAAGUUCUAGAAAGACAGAAGUUCUUAAUGUUUCUGGUCAAGUGGUUCCUUCCGAGAGACACCCUGGGAGUUUACUGGAAGGAUUAUCUCAGACUCAAGUAAGUACUAUGGCUGUCCGUGAUAAUUUGUUGAUUGCUGGAGGGUUCCAAGGAGAACUUAUUUGCAAGUACCUAGACGGACCUGGUGUUAGCUUUUGCACGAGGACGACUUGUGAAGAAAAUGCUAUGACAAAUGCAAUCGAGAUCUAUGAUAAUCCAAGUGGCGCUGUUCAUUUCACAGCUUCAAAUAAUGAUUGUAGAGUACGGGAUUUUGACAUGGAGAGAUUUCAGCUUGUGAAGCAUUUCUGUUAUCCGUGGCCUGUAAAUCAUGCUUCUCUUAGUCCAGAUACCAAGAUUUUAGCUAUUGUCGGUGACAAUCCUGAGGGAAUACUCGUAGAUUCUCAAACCGGGAAGACAAUUGCUACUCUUUCCGGGCAUCUCGAUUUCUCUUUCGCCUCCGCAUGGCACCCAAACGGCCACUUCUUUGUUACCGGGAACCAGGACAAGACCUGCCGGGUGUGGGACGCUAGGAACCUUUCCAAAUCAGUUUACGUACUCAAAGGGAACCUUGGCGCCAUCCGGUCCAUCCGUUUCUCGUCUGACGGUCAGUUUAUGGCUAUGGCUGAGCCCGCCGAUUUCGUCCAUUUGUACGAAGUUAAGAGCGAUUAUGACAAGGAGCAAGAGAUAGACUUUUUUGGCGAAAUAUCUGGAGUCUCUUUCAGUCCUGAUACCGCGUCUCUUUUUAUUGGCGUGUGGGACCGCACGUACGGGAGCCUCCUUCAGUACAAUCGGAGCACGAGCAAUUCUUAUCUGGACUCUCUAUAG
Molecule: messenger RNA, 1317 nt
Organism: Striga hermonthica
Lineage: Eukaryota; Viridiplantae; Streptophyta; Magnoliopsida; Lamiales; Orobanchaceae
Source: the annotation of a GenBank genome assembly